AUGUCUCCUCUCACAUGCAACGAACUGCACGACAUGUUCCACGGCCUGGACCACGACCGUGACGGCCAGGUCAGCCUGGAGGCGCUCCGGUGCCAGCUGUUCGAGAGCGGCGCAGUGUCCAUCACGAAAGACGAGCUGGCUUCCCUGAUCGGGAAGUCCAGCCUCAACGUGGACGAGUUCGUUCUGCUCUACAACUCCAUCGAGAUCCAAAACGACGUCGAUGGUGGAAACGGCCCGAACAACACUCUUGAAGGAGGAGGAGGAGAAGAAGAUUGUGUGAAGAGGGCGUUCGAGGUUUUUGAUGUGGAUGGAGAUGGGUUUAUAUCGUGUGACGAGCUGGAGGACGUGCUGAAGAGGCUGGGGCUGUGGGAUGAGAAGAGCGGCAGGGAUCCGGCGGCCAUGAUUUGUAAGUUCGAUAAGAAUUUUGAUGGGUUGCUUGAUUUCGAAGAGUUCAGGACCAUGGCCCCACCUUCCCUCCCGCAUUCCACGUCGGACACUCCCUUCACUCCUACUCCUUCGUUCCCCUUUCUGUUUCCGUCUUCUUCCCCAAUCUCGCCGCGCCAUUUGCAACAGUCUCAAUUAUUCACCUUCCUUCACCCCCUUCCCACCGCCGUCGCCGCCAUGAAAUCCACCAGCCCCACUGCCGCCGUCGGCACCGCCUUAGUCAAAACCCCCUACAUCGUCAAAUUCGCCGCCGUCGCCCUCCUCUCCCUCUCCGUCGCCCUCCUCUUCUACCACCACCCUUCCUUCCCCUCCGCCGCCUUCUCCGCCUUCACCUCCCUCUCCUCCCCCACCGCCGUCGCCGCCAACAACUCAACUUCCACCGCGCUUAACUCCACCUCCACCGCAGUCAACACCUCCUCGACUAUACUGAAAGUGAAGAAACUUCCCCCGCCGCCUCCGUCGGUGGCGCGGAGGACGGGGAUAGUGGACGAGAACGGGGCCAUGACCGAAGACUUCGAGAUCGGCGAGUUCGAUCCCAGCUUGAUGGAGGAGCUCAGGAAUCUCAGGGGAGGAGGAGAAGAAACGGAGAAGAAGGAGAACGAGCCCAAAAUUGUCAAGUACGACAAGUUCAAAGCGUGCGACGGAAGCAAAAUCGAUCACAUUCCAUGUUUGGACAAAUCCGAAAGACAUUGCCCCGAUUCAGCUCUUGAUUGCGUCGUCCCCAUGCCAAAUGGCUACCAGAAAUCGCUCCCCUGGCCCAGGAGCCGGGACGAGGUGUGGCUUCAUAAUGUGCCUGAUACACGCUUGGUUCAAGAUCAAGGCGGCCAGUAUUCGAUGUUGGUGAAAGAUGCUAAGAUCAGUUUUCAGGACGGUGGAAGUGAUCAAUAUGUGAACUUGAUCUCACAGAUGGUUCCUGACAUUGAUUUCGGCCAUCAUACACGCGUUGCAUUAGACAUUAGUCCAGGGAUUGGAAGCUUUGCAGCAUCUUUGUUUAGGCACAACGUGACCACACUGUUGAUUGGGACAAAAGAUGUUCAUAAGAAUCAGAUUCAGUUUGCAUUGGAGCGAGGCCUUCCUGCCAUGGUAGUGGGGUUUGGUACUCGUAGGUUGCCCUAUGCAAGCCAAGCUUUCGACUUGAUACGUAGCUCAGGAUCUGGAAUCGACUGGACUGUUGACAACGGAGUUUUGCUUCUGGAGGUGAACAGGUUGCUGAGGGCAGGGCGUUACUUCGUGUGGGGAGGGCCACAAGUUGAUAGUAACCAUGAACUAAGUUUAGAUGACCAAUGGAACGAAAUGGAGGGUCUUGCUGCGAGCAUCUGUUGGCAACUUGUGAAGAAGGAAGGCAAUAUCGCGAUAUGGCGCAAGCCAUUGAACAGCAGCUGCUAUCUUGGCCGAGAGAUUGGAGCACAACCACCACUGUGUAAUUCUGAUGAGGAUCCAGACAAUGUCUGGUAUGUCAAUGUGACAGCAUGCAUAACUCUGUUGCCUGAGGUCAGGAAUGGAGGAAAUGUUUCUGUGUGGCCAGCACGACUUCACUCUCCUCCGGAUAGGCUCCAGAGUAUUAAAAUGGAUGCAAUGAUAUCGAGGAAGGAGCUGAUGAAAGCAGAAUCGAGAUACUGGAACGAGAUAAUAGACAGUUACGUUAGAGCUUUCCAUUGGAAAGAGCAGAACUUCCGGAAUGUGCUAGACAUGAGGGCUGGAUUCGGAGGCUUUGCAGCAGCCGUGAAUGACUUGGAACUAACUUCCUGGGUUAUGAAUGUUGUUCCCGUUAAUGGCUUCAAUACAUUGCCCGUUAUAUAUGACCGUGGACUCCUUGGUGUAAUGCACGACUGGUGUGAGCCAUUUGACACUUACCCCAGAUCGUAUGACCUCAUCCAUGCAGCAGGUCUAUUCUCCGAUGAGCGGAAAAGGGGAAAGUGCAACUUCUCGACGAUCUUGCUGGAGAUGGAUAGGAUGCUACGACACGGUGGAACUGUGUACAUUCGCGACUCCUUAGCAGUUAUAGGUGAAAUCCACGAAGUAGCAUCCGCGAUGGGAUGGGUGGUUAUGGUUCACGACACGGGCGAAGGGCCUCACGCCAGCUGGAGGUUCUUGGUGUGCGAGAAACGUAUGCCCUGACCUCGCCCCUGUACUCUUUAUCCUUCUCUUCUCAAGAGAUAAAGAGUUUAUCAAAAGAACUCGAAAGGGAAGAGGGCAUGGGAAGAACAAGAAAGGCCGCAAACAAAAGAAGCCUAAAACUGGCAACUCCCAACUGAGAGUAUAGAGAACUGCAGAUUUACCAGAGCAGAACCCGUGGUAGUUGGCUUCUACAUCUGCAGCAACAUUUGUUUGCUCUGCUGGAAAUUUAUGCAAGUAAUCUCAAAGCUAGUUAGUCCAAUGUUGUUAAAAUCACAAUUUCACUCAAUUUUGGGUAUUGUCUAGAGUAAGAUCUAAUGAUUCUGAAUUCACCCGCGAUUUAGAUUUAAUAUAAAAUCUCCAU
This is a messenger RNA of Linum tenue, 2923 nucleotides long. Lineage: Eukaryota; Viridiplantae; Streptophyta; Magnoliopsida; Malpighiales; Linaceae. The record is from the annotation of a GenBank genome assembly.